Messenger RNA from Corythoichthys intestinalis (scribbled pipefish), 7446 nucleotides. It is a transcript of the gene tspan17, whose product is annotated as tetraspanin 17. Lineage: Eukaryota; Metazoa; Chordata; Actinopteri; Syngnathiformes; Syngnathidae. The coding region runs from base 421 to 1233 and encodes 270 amino acids. Gene Ontology annotation, cellular component: plasma membrane. The record is from RefSeq and is a predicted model, not a curated record. The transcript is spliced from 8 exons.
UCGACGACAGAUGAUGACGUAUGGGUGUUGUCCCGUUUCGUCGGGGCACGUUUUAAAACCCAUAGCUUUCUACUCUUUCGUGUUUUAAAAGUGAUACCCGAAGACGAAGUCUCGGUGUAAGAGGGAAAAUGAGACUGCGUGGACUCGUAGUUAGUUGUUGUUUUUUAGCAUUACAAUGCUCAUAGAGAAAGUUGUGUGCUAGCUAGCUAGCCUGGAAGGCUAGAUGUCCAAUUCCAAAAAAGGAAGUCUAAUUAUGUUCGAAGGUGAUGGCUAUGCCCGGGCAGUAAAGCAACUUUCGUUUUCUUAUGGAGCCAGUUAAGCUUAAUUUGAGGUGUUUAACGACUGGGGCUUUGGUCGAGUUUAUUCCAGGACGACCGUAGUAGUUACUUAGCUCGCUCGUUAGCCACUAUCUCUGAAAGAAUGAACCGAAAACAUAACCAAUUUAAAGGAGCAGAAGUCAGUUGCUGCGUGAAAUACUUCCUAUUCGGAUUCAACAUUAUUUUCUGGCUUUUGGGAGCAGCAUUCCUUGCCAUAGGCCUGUGGGCAUGGGCGGAGAAGGGAGUGCUGUCCAAUCUGUCAUCCAUCACAGAUCUUGGAGGUUUCGACCCUGUUUGGCUCUUCAUUGUUGUCGGCGGGGUCAUGUUCGUCUUGGGCUUUGCUGGCUGCAUUGGAGCGCUACGGGAGAACACGCUCCUGCUUAAAUUUUUCUCCGUGUUCCUGGGUUUGAUCUUCUUCUUAGAGCUCACCGCGGGAAUCCUCGCCUUCGUCUUUAAGGAUUGGAUCAAAGACCAGCUCAACUUUUUCAUUAACAACAAUAUCAAGGCUUACCGAGAUGACAUCGACUUGCAAAACCUCAUUGAUUUCGCCCAGGGAUAUUGGUCAUGCUGCGGUGCUAACGGACCCAACGACUGGAACUUGAACAUGUACUUCAACUGCACUGACCAGAAUCCCAGUAGGGAGCGCUGUGGUGUCCCCUUUUCUUGCUGUGUCAAAGACCCUGUGGGCGUCGUCAACAGGCAGUGUGGUUAUGAUGCUCGAAUAGAUUUAACGAUGCUGGAUCAACAUAAAACUAUCUAUACCAAAGGCUGUGUUGGACAGUUUGAAAAGUGGGUGCAGGACAACCUAAUUAUUGUUGCUAGCAGCUUUGUCGGGAUUGCACUUUUACAGAUUUUUGGAAUCUGCCUUGCUCAAAACCUUGUCAACGACAUCAAAGCUGUCAAAGCCAACUGGUGAUUGGGGAGGUGGCUUGAGAAGUCUUGUCCCUUCGAACCUUUGCAGCUCUCAAGGCAGUCAUCCUGUCUGAUGUGUAACUGUGCUGAGAGCUAAGUGGCACUUCAUACACAAAACUGUGCUCCCUGUUUAGUAGGUCAUAAACUCUUAGAACUGAACUUUUUCAAAACGAAACCUUGUUUUUCCUUUUCACCUGGGAUAUUAUGAAGAUCCUGGAUGAAGACCCUUUCGCUCUUUUCUUUUUCCUUUUUUUAUAAAUAUAUUUUUAAACAGUUUUUUUUUUUUUUUGCCUUUGACAAGUGUGUUUAUGUCAAGAUGUUGUUGCACAGAGAUCCUUGUCAGAUGGGAGGUUAGAAGCCAUGGAAGAAAAUAAUACAAACGGAAGCAACCUCUUCAUUUAGGUCAAGCGUACAUUGUCCAUUCUCACCCAUCACUGAACCCAUGGAUUACUCUGUUUUCAUUGGUGACCCUUGUUGGCCUUGGCUGGUCACGCCUGACACUUUCGAUGUUUCAGGACAUGUUCAGUCCGAGUGGAAAUGUAAAAAGUGCCAUUAAUUUUCAGUGAUUGUCCUCCUGUAUGCAACAAGCCCACAAUACCUCAGGGCAUGUCUUAAAAUUGAUUGUGUCGGCCUUGUUUAAAAUGUUUCUCUUUCCGUCCACAACUCCGAUGAUGGACGUACUUUAUGCAAAGAGAAUUCAAUUUAUGAACUGGUAAUAGGAUGGGGAAAGUCACGAUAGCUACCAUACUUUGUUUUUCUCACAGCAUUCUUCAGGCACAUAGGAUUGCUGGAUUGGGGCCUUUUAACCACAAUUGUCUUAUGCUUAAAUUCUAUCAUCACUUAUGUGUUUUGGCAUUUAUUUACUUAUUUCAUAUAGAUUAUAUAAAGAUUUUAAAGCACGUGGGAACUGGCUCUAUUUCAGUCUGACCAAAUAUUGCCCAUAAGCAAAGGUUUUACACUUUUUAUUUUUUAGAAAGAUAAUAUAGCGUUUUUAGAUAUGCAGAAUGUGAAUUUACUAUCCCUUUUAAUUUAGGGAAGUAUCAGUUUACAGGAAAAAAGGAAAAAUAUAGUUGUAACAAGAUAAACCAGAUUGCAUGGAUUAUAAAUCCAUGCGGUCAUGUCAAUUUGCUUGGAUUGCUUUUCAAUAUACUUGGAAAUAUGUUACGUUUCAACAUCGUCGUUAUAAUAUGAAUGAUGCUUGAACAUGAACUACAUUAUUUUGGAGAAGAAUGCAGUACAAUGCUCCUAUUGUCAUUUUAUCAUGUUAUUGGCCAAAGGCUAAUGAAUUAUUCAAUUGUGUUUCAUUUUGCACCUCACCUAUUUGUCUUGUUUUAUCUUGACAAGAGCUGCUCGUUUAACCCUUUAAAGGGCAAAUGACUAUUUUUUGUAAUUAAAAAAAAAAUCACCCUUAAACACCUGGUAUCCAAAUGUAUAGAUGUCAUAUUUUCAGUCAUGUAGACCGCAAAAAUAAACAUUUGGUAUACAAGUGUGGCCUGUAUGACUUAAAAUGUGAUGUCCACAUAAGCAGACACCAGUUUUAAAUGGUAAUUAUAGUAUUUUGAAUUAUUAAUCAUUAUGGUCAUUUUGAAAUAUAAUUUUGUAUACAUUUUUUACAAAUACAUCAAAUUAUAAAUCAAUAAAAUGUUUAUUUAAAACUAAUAAAAACUAGUGAAGCUCUCUGAGAGAGCCGUUGAGUUACAUAGGCUAAUCCAGGGGUCUGCAAACCGAAACCUUACAACUGAUCCAGCACAGGCAGUUUAACCAAUGAGAGGUCUGGGGAAACAAGCGCCUGACUGCAAUGAACUGAUAGCAUUUGUAAGACAACAGAUUGCAAGGCUUCUAAUUAUGCCUUUAUUCAUUUUUGAGUUAUCUUAAAAACAUACAAACAUGGAUAUAGAUAAAAAAUACAAAAUCUCCACCUUCUGUAAAUUAUACACUCUGGUGGAGGUAAUUGAAAUGAACAAAAAUAGAAAUAUACUUUGGUUAUGGUCCCGAAUAAAACUCUAAAAUUGAUUUUUAAAUUUGUCAUUUCCAUACUUUAUUCCAUAGUAUUUAAUUUAUUGCCUGCUAUUGACAAGGACGGACAUCCAAUGAAUUUAAACUGGAAGGACUGGCUGCGAAUGCUGAUCUUUGCUCAUCCAUUCUGACUGCCUGCCUCUUCCUGUCUAAAUACAUUCGACGUCUAGCACCAUUAAUGGCAGCCAAUAAGUUAAACGACAGCCCUAUAAAGGGUUAAUGUGACGAGCAGCAUCUUGUCUCGCCUGUCAGCAGAAUCAUCUUGCUGCAUAGAUUGUCAUCAUAGCGAGAUGUCUAUGUCUCUUUCCAACUGAUGCAGCGCACUGUCACCAUGUUGGUGGGAUGCACUCUACUAAAGCCCCUCAAAAAGAAAAAAAAAACAUGAAAGAUGAGCUGCCUUCAUAAUCUGGGAACAGCACACCAACGUUUUUUUUACCUAAGAAAUACGUAUAUGGAAUUUCACUCUGUCACAGCGUGUGAUCUCAAGCAGUGUGUACAUGUCACAUGGCGCGCUCGCCUACGUACCUGUGUUUGGUAGCCUGUCAUCCAGAUGUAUUUUUACACGGUCUGUUUGAACAACAAGACACACGGCAAGUUGUUUUCAAACUAUAUUCUUCAACUAGCUAUUUUUCUCAGUACUGCGAAUGAUGUGUUUUAGUUGUUAUCAGUGGGUGAGCAUGAAAAAAACAUCGAUUUGCCUUUAAACCCGAUGUAGAAUUAUUUACAGCGUCAAACGCAGCUUGUCGCUCACCAAAUUAUGCAGCAUUUGCCUGAUGUGACAGUUGUCUUUACUUUCAAUAUCCACAACAGAUCAGCACCCCCCACCCCUGCCAGCCUCUCGCAUUUGAUCCCUUAAGUUUCCGUUUACACACAAUGAAAUAAAUCAUGAGUCACUUUGUUAAGAACACUUGAAUGUGAGUGUUUGCUCACUGCUGGAAACACACGGUGCCAUGCUUGAGUGUGGUGGGAGUUAGCGGGUACCUGUACAAAAAGCAGAACGUUUUGGGAAUGCUUACCUUUGAUAAAUAAGAAAGAUGUGGUUGGUCUAGCAAACAGGGCUGCAAUGAUCUCACUGGAUAGAUAAUGGGCCCGUUUACCUUUCAGCCAUUUGUUUGUUCUUCAGUUUUGGGGAGAAAACGAGCCUGUUUCGAAUUUUUCUUUUCAUAUGUGUGAACAAAAAAAUGGGAAAUGAUUCAUCUUCCAUUUUUUGAUUCAUAAUUGAUAGUUGGAAAAUGGAAAACAAGCCUUACAUAAACCUUACAGAAGAAGAAAAAUGAAAAGCCGAAAGGUACACAGACCAUAAUGCCAUAUUACGUACAUUGUAGCAGCGAUUCUUGAAUCCUCAAAAAUUGUCGAUGACUUAAGCCUGAGUUAUGCACCUGCGUUGCGGUGACGGCGAAGUGACUACGGCGUCAAUGAGCAUUCAAUAGUUCUGCGGUGAGGGAACGCGUUGCUCUGUAAUUCACCACCAAGCCACUAGAGGGGUGUGGCGUUAUGUUUGUACGGUUUUGGGGCAAGCUUGUUGACUUCCGCUAGUCGAGUUUAACGGAGAAAAAAUAAACAAUGCAAGAUGGAACGCUUGAAUGUAAAUCUUCAGCUCAUCACCAUUGAAUAAAUGUUGAUCAUACAAAUGUUGAGGGGCAAGCGACGCAGAAGAUGCUUUCGAGGCGGUCUGGUCGACUUUUGAUGCCGCACAGAGAGUUCUAGACUCGGGUGGAGACCAGCAAUCUGUGGCGGCUAGCUUCAAACUGGUGUCGAGCACUGCGUCCAGUGUUUUGUUCGAGGUCUGCAAAGCCCUCCGACCCGAUUUGUUUGCCUGGUUAUACUACCAGCCAGUGGGAAGCCAUAGUAGAUUUCUGGGUCCAUGGAAUUUCCCAAACUGCGUUGGAAGCCUUGAUGUUAAAGUUAUCAUAAAAGCACCGAGGCACUCUCAAUCAGUGAUGAUGUAACUUGUUUGAACUGUCUGUUGUUGAAAAUUAAACAUCAAAACAACUCUUUUGGCACCAAACAUGUGCUUUAUUCUUCAGAUAUUUGAAGUGUGACUCGUAAAUAAGUUACAGACUCACAGCAAACAUAUGUACACAAUAAAUGAUGAAGUACACCAACCAAAAAUGUGACAUAAAAUGAUAAAAAGCUGGCAGUUUUUGGCUGACUGGGUCACCGUUUCGUGUGGCCACUCGAUUCCGAACACACUCGUCUCGGUGGUUCUUCCAUUUUUUUUUUUAAUUCAAUCGCUGACCUUGCCAUUUGGCAAUCUUUAUGAUGUCUUGACGAGACUUGCUCUUCGAUGAUACUCCCGUAGGCAUGGUCCAUUUUUGCGUGUUGAAAAAGGUUUGAUUCUAUUUUAUAAUGGUGGUGAUUUCACGCUGAACCGGAAACAACAGGCUGAGCGGACCAAUCACAGUCCAUUUCCACCAUGUCAUAUGCGUCGACGCGACGCUAGGGUUUGAAAAUUCAAUAACACGUCAGGCUACGGCGCAGGGUCGUAAAUCGGGUCUUCCUUGACGGCGCAGGUCUGACGCGGAAGAAUAACUCGGCCUUUAAGGGGCUGUUUGCUUUUGCUUCACGGCAACCUCAUAGCUACGGCGUCGGCUGUGUACCCUGCUUGGACCCUACGCCGUAGGCUGACGUGGACCUCCCAAAAAUCCUGACUACGCGUCAUGGUAAUGCGUUUCGACGUGAACGGCAAGGACUGUGACUGGUCCACACAAAACGUCAUUUGUCAAAUUGUUGUCAUAGCGAAAAAGAAAUGGACCAGGUCAAGGAAAGAAUCAUCGAGGAAGUAAGGAAAUAAAGCCACCUUGAAACACUACAAGGGCUGCUAAAUGGCAAACAAUUCGUGGCGAGGAAUCACUGAAAACACUGGGCUGGAGGUCGCAGAGUGUAUGAAAAUGUGGAAGAGCAUUUUCAACAUUUGUAGUAUAAGUUUGUUUUUUUUUUAUUUCGAUGAAAUUCCAGUUCAGGAAACGGCUGCUCGUCCGUCUCUGACAUUAAAGAAGCAGAGUACAAUGUGAAGCCCCGCGAAACCACACAAAGAAUAAGGAUACAUCUCCUAGUGGUUGGACGGCGCACUAUGCAGAGCUUCAAAUGCUCAUCGACGGCGUAGGGUUGACACCAUAGCUAUUGGCCAUUGGCCUGACGCAGAAGCAUAAACCAUGCAUUAAUUUGUAUGCCUUUUAAAGUAGGGUUGGAGAACAAAAGCGCUUUCUAUUUUGUCUUUUUAUUAUAAUGGCCUUGCAUGAACUUGUGAAUUUCCCAGCUUUCUCAAUGGGCAUUUAAAUCAAUCUCACGGACGUGUCUUGUAUAUCCCAUGAAUGGUCAAAGUGGGAAACAGCAUGGACCUAGUACACGCUCUUCUUACCACAAGUUAGCUUUAUGCAGUACACUGCACAAAUGAGGAAUGUGAAUCAUCAAUGAUGCUUUUUUGUUGCUAUCAGUUUUUCUGUGUAAAAUAAAUUGAACAUUCCAUUUCUUGCGUUUUUUGGCAUUGACAGUCAAAGAAGUCAUUGUCAUCCCACGCUUAAGUCUCUCUUCAGGCAACCAGUUGCUGGAAACCGUAGCAACAUCAUCAGAGGUGAUGUACCUCCGGAGGGAUUGUCUGGGCCACUUUCUGGCUAUUGUGAUUGUUGUUAACAGAAAUGCGUUAGUUCUCACUGCAACACUGCAUCAGUUAUCAAAUGCGCUAUUUGGAAUUCUUUCCACCUCAUGAUGGUUUUUUAAAUUAGACAAGAUGUGUUCGACCAUAAAUCUUUUUGCCUUGCAGAAACCACUGAAUAUUCCAAACGGCUUGGGUGAUGAUGGCCUAAUAAAGAAAUCCUAUCAGUCAAUAUGAAAACUGUGGGACAUGGUCUGUUACACUGUAUAAUGUGUUGAAAUAUGCUUCUUUCAUAUAUUAAAGGAUUUAUAUCAUAACACCUACCUUUUGUCUUAUUGUAAUACACCCAUCCAGGGAUCAAUUCUCAUGUGCUUUACUAUUUCACUGGAUUUGCACCGUCACUGUUUUUUCGCAUCGUAAUUACAUUAUAACCAGUCACACCAUUAGCUACACUUGAACAAUCAGAGGGUUCAUCACAAUAAACAUUUUUGGCCUUUGGGACUCUAUAGGCAGCUGAUUAGUUCCGGCUGGCUCAGCGGAAACAAGCUCUGGUGUGGUCACAAAUCCAAAAACCCAGGUGUUUUCUUUGAGGUCAUUGGGAGUGUU